UGUGAUCCACUGGAAGAGCAGGAGUUUCAUGAGCUGAACUACAUUGAGCGGGUGUGGAUCGUGAAGUCUCUCUGCGAUUAUUGCCUGAAGAUCAAGCCAGUUGUCGUGUACCAAGCAGAACAAUGUAAUGACGUGACGUCAGACUACGAGUCAGCCAGGGAAGACUCGGUCAGCUGUACAAGUGAGCAUUCCUCUGUGCUCUCGUUGAGAAUAGCUGAGGAAAGUCCAAACCAGAGCGGCAGAAACAGCAGGUCGCAGACUCUGACUAAAUCAGGACGCAUUAAGGCCAAGAAGCUGCGUCCGUUCGGUAAGCGGCGGCGAAAGUACACGAGACGCCGGUGUGCUAAGAAGUCGAAGGAUGGCGAGAAUGAGAGCGAUGACAACAGCAUGAGCGAUUGCGAAGAUAACGGCUGCAAUAUCGUGGAAACGAAGGUUGGCGUUGACACUAACAAGAGAACAGCUGUUCGAGAUCUAAGCAGUGAGUUAAAGCAUUGCAGCGAGGCGAUGUCACAUGAAGGCGAUGACACGACAGCGCUAAACAAUCGCGCAAAACAUGACACAAUAGUAGUGAACGAUCGUGUAUCACGUGGCACUAGGGCCAUAAACGAUUGCGCGUCGCACAAAACGAUCGCGGUGAGCGGCCGCACGUCACAGGACGCGACGACAUUGAAUGAUAAUGCGUUGCACGACACGAUGGCAGUGAACGGUCGCACGGCACACGACACGAUGGCAGUAGUGAAAAAUUGCAAGUCAGACUACAUUACGGCAGUGAACGAUGAUGCGUCACACGACAUGAUGAGGGGAGUGCGCAGCCUGCUGGCAGACAUGGUCGAGCACAUCGCACUGUGCGCGGAUGCUGGAAGAACGAGCAGCAAGAAACGCGGUUGCAUGUGGCCACACUUCAUCGCCUGUUGCGUGCCUGAAGCGGGAUGUGGUACGGAAAGUCUAAUAUGCACGAGUAAGCACAGAUACACUCGUCUGAAACGGUAUGAACCGCCAACAUCCCUUGAGGAGGCUGAGUUUGUAAUGGUUGCUGACAGCAUGGAGGACCUCAGAGAACUGGAGGUGAAAUUUCGAGAGAAGCAACCAACUACUGUAAAGAAAGGGCGUGCAAAAAAGGUAGUGCAGCCUCCACCGAGACAGCAGUGUGUAGUGGAGCUACAUAAGCGACUGUGCAACAUGCUCACAGAGCUGGGACCCUGGGAGGGCAAGCUAGCGCACGCUGCCCGCAGAGCGCGCGCGAAGCUUAGAAAGGAGUAUGAUGUGUUGCAGAUGAAGAUUAAUCACCACGAGGAAGAGAAAAGUGUGUGGUCGAGUGAGGAGGAAGAACUAGAGAAUGAGGGAUGUGUGUCCGACUCUGCUGUCACUGAGAAUGGCAAUGAUGAAGAGAAUGCAGAGGAAGUAGAGGUGAAAAAUCCUGCAGAUCCUUGUGGAAAUAAUCUCGCGAUCAAGACAGAGGUAGAAGGAGAAGCGAAGGUUGACAACGAUCACACAUUAAAGCUGGACAAGUUCACAAUGGUGGCAGAUAGUACACGGAAAAGACACCUUCGGGGUAAACGUGGUGGCAAAAUGUCCAACGACCAACUGGUCACGAGCACUCAAGGCCGCGUGCGCAAACGCAAGCUGUUGCUGGAUGAAGCUGACAAUGAUGACUCAUCUAAAAAGAAAAAACAAGCACACACUAGCCUUGGUGAGGAAGAUGCUGGUACAGUCAAGAGAAAAGGUGUAGAUCGUGUAACCGCAAAAGGUGUCAUGAACACAAAUUCUAAGUUAACAAAUGCUGUAUGCUUCCCGAAAGCAGGCGAUGUUAUUGCACAGGGUGAUUCCACAGCAGUGCGUACAGUACCAUUAAUGGCAAGGAACGUGCAAGUGCAGCCAUCGCUUGUACGGACAUUAAUACAGCGUCCGAACUUGGCAGUAAAAACCACUGACGCACGACCAGUGUCACCUUCAGGCAAAACGCAAGAGCAGAAGGCAAUACAGGUGCUUGUUCAUGGCAGUGGUAUAGCUGGGUCAAUUCCUUUGUCAUCACUACGUACUGUAGACAGUGGCAGGAGUGACGUGCAUGUUGUCGGCAGUGUUCCGCUGGCCAUGUAUCAAAACAUUAAGACACAAUCCAAGCCUGUCGCCGCAACUCUGGUCUCCCCUGCUACACCGCAGUUGCCUUCCAGGCAAGUGAUGCAAACAAUGAGACCUCCUCUUGGGAAGGUGUAUGUGCCAGUGUACAUCGGUGGCAAAGUGGUGCUUGCUGAGGUUGGCUCACAGCUGCUGCACAAGUCACCACCAGCUAAUAUCAAUGUGAAUACUGCUAGCCAGCAAGCUGUCAUCUCUAACCAGCCUACACUACCUGUUGUUUCAAGUGUGAAUACUGUCGUGGCAGGAGUCUCACCGAUACUACAAGAUGCUGCUGCUAAGUGCAAUCAGGCAGACACUUCUUUUCCGCCACUUUCUGCCACUGCUGUAGUGUCUGGAGCUAGCACGCGUGUCAUUAAGAAAGCUUUAACACAGGUAACGCUAGGGUCACCUGUUGCAGCCGUGACUAAAGUUGUUUCAAGUAACGUCAACAUGCCAGGGAGUGUCAUUGUUCAAGGUGCCAAUGUAGCAUCAUCAAGGGUGAUACUUGCAGGCAAUGCUACCACAAUUGGUGCAAACAAGGUGAUUGGAUAUGAGAGUACUCACGCAGCGAGUGGAAUCUCUCAUGGUAGCAAACAAAGUGUGGCAACUGUAGUCAAAACCUCACCUGUCAUAAACCCCAAAGGGUCCUUGCACAAGAUAUGCUUUGGGCAAGUAGAUUCUGCUACCAGUCGUGGGCCACGUGCUGCCACUGUAGCAGCUGAUAAAUUGUACAUUUGCAACAGUCGGGAUGUGGGUAUUGUUAGAAAAACUGUACCUGCUCAUACAGCAAGUUCUGCAAUGGUACCGGGCGCACGCGCAGCUCCGAACGUUACCUCUCCAAUUAUACAGACCUUGGUUGGAUGUGUGUCAAGCAUCUCUGACAGCUCGACUGUUCCCUCUGCUCCUAUGCCUGCUCCCCAAGCUGUUAUGGGGUGUGCAACAGCAGAUGCGAAAGUCGGACAAGGUGGCAUGAAGACAUUGGAGAGUGCUGGUGUGCAGGGUGGUAGUAUAGUGAAUGUUCUAAGAACGUGUGCACCAACGUAUGCUAAUACUUUACGGGAUGCUGCAGCAGACGUGAAUCCAGAUUGUAGGCAGAGUCCAAAUAUUGCGACAUCGGGUUGUGCGGAUGCUGUGAACACAUCGUGGAAGAAUAAGACGACGUUGGGAUACGCAAUGCAAGCGUCCUCGUCCACGUCACACAUGUCGCCAUCGCUGAAUAGUGCGCAUUCACCAGCUGGGCAGAGAACAUCCGUCAGCAGGAAAACCGGUGAUGUCUUGCUUGAAGAUCGUCCAUGUGAGACAACUGCAGCAGCAGCUGCUCCAGAUGUGCAUGUCUCCUCCCCCACUCUCAAGCAGAUAUGCCAAAAGCCAAUUGAAGCAGGUCACACACAACAAACACUAGCAUUCACAAGUCAGGCAAGCGCUGAUACGAACAGUACUGGUCAGGCAAAAUCUAACGUGGUCACAGUGCUUCAGCCUUCACCUGACGGCAAAAUGUAUGUGGUCCGUGUUGUGCCUGCUACUUCAGUUCAUAAUGCAAAGACACUGGUGCAGGGUAGUGCCCUCAAUACGAGUGGUUUAAUUUCAUCUGCACAGCUAAGAACAUCUGUAUUACCUGCUAGUCAAAAAAUACCUUACCUAAGUAAGAGUUUCCAAUCAAAGCCAAUGCCAACUUUGUCAACCCGAAUCAGUCCGUUAAAAUCUGAAGUAGAACAAAGCAAGGUGGGAAAGGGUCUACAAUUGAAAGAGAAGAGAAGUGCCUUUCAUAGAGAUGUAAGGGAAACCCAAAAUCCUGACAAAUCUGAUGUGGAGAAUGUGAACAUUGUUGGCCUGCACAAACAAAACUGUAUAAUUGGGCCCGGUGCUACCAAAGUGUACAAGCUCGAGCAAACCAUAGCUGUUACAGAUAAACGUUCGAUUUCGGCGAAUAUAAUAGAUCAAUCCAGGGGUAUUAAUCGUGAUGGUGACGAUAAAAAAUUUAAACACGAAAGUGACAUAAAGAUGGAAAUCGGGGAACUUGGUAGGAAGGUAGUUAAUGCUCACACACAGUUUGCAGCUGAACUGGGAGAAGCAGGUGUAAACGACGGAGUAAAUGUUAAAGCAGAACCAGUUGCUGGUACUUUGUCUAGACAUCAUCUUGAACACAGUUCUGUGAAAUCGAAUAGUGUGCAUAUUGCAUCGAAUGGCAUGCAGCCAGUAUCAGCACCAUCUUAUCAUGUUAACAAACAAGUACCACUGGCACCAAAGCCUGUCAGCACGCCAAUAAUGUCUACGUCGCCCUUGAAAAUUGUACCUAGUAUGCAUGUCAGCUCACCUUCCCACGUCAGCGUGGUGAGACCAACCAAAGCUUCUCAUGCUUUUGGUCUGCCACAGUUUUACAGUUUACCUGGUGGUCAAGUAGUAACUAGUCAACUGGGCAGCAUAGUUAGUUCGUCUGUUGCAAUGCCAUCGUCAGGAAGUACUGCUAGCAAUAUUGUUCCCUCGACCACAACAGCUGUAGUCAUGCCACGUGUGGCAUCCAUUGGCACUGUAGCUCAGCAACCAAUGACAGUGCAGGUCAGGGGUCAGUCGGCCAAAAGUGCACGGCAGGUGAUUCAAGGAAUGAGGUUACCCAGUGGUCAGCUAGUAACCAUGAAGAAUUCUGCCCCCCUGCCUGCUGUCAAGGACAUGCAGUCCACUGCAGUUGUGCAACAGCCAGUCUCAGCAGGCAAAAGUGCAGUGGUGGCACCUGGCAUGAACGUAUCACUGAGGGGACCAGUGAGGAUAAUCCUGCCACCAGGAACCAUAGUGCCAAGAUUUGGUUUUGCGUCGGCCACCGUCCAGCGUCCGCUGCUGGUCCCCAGGGCAGCCACAGGGGGGGUAGGUCAGAUUCGCAACUCGUCAAUCGUCGAUGGCGUCAUUACGUUUGGCAUUCCCGGCCAAUCUGUUACUUCCACCCGUAGUGUGAACGUUGAAUCUUCUAGAACCACUACGGUGCGACCAGCAGUCUCCACAGCUGGGCAGGACGGCAAACCCCUCGUACUGAACCUAAGCAGAGACCUGGUGGUAUCUGAUGGAAAUGUCGUUAGACAAACCUCGCUGCUGCAGCAUACCGGAGCAGGUGAAAUGCGUGCGAAUGCGACCAACACACAGGAGCUUGUGGUGCUACAGUCGCAGCAGGGCAAGCUCGUUAAACCGGUAGCUCAGUCCACGCAAUCUGUUCUUUCCCAGCAGUCAAGUAUCUUGGCGGCAAGUGGAAGUGUGGUUUUUACACAGAAAUGAUCGGCAAAACAAGCCCCUGAUAAGAAAAUGUGUGCGAUGGUCAUUGUGUAACAAAUGAAGAAAGUUGUGAUACAGUAAGCUCUAGCGUGUGAUGAUUAUUUACAUACUCAUUUACUGUACAGUUUUAUAUGUGAAUUUGUGGAAGGUUCCACGCCCAUUGUGAAGAGCAUUAUUUAAAUGGAGAUAGAUUACCUAAAAUUACAUAUGCAAUCAUAAGCUGCAGAUGGCGAAGGUUUGGCCAUAUAAUUUUCUAAUAUAUGUAUAUUGUAUUUGAUAACCCUGUAGAUAAUAUAACAAGAUCAUGAAAGCAGAAAACUGCUGCUUUCAGUAAUGUAGACGUAAACCGGAACAACUGGCCAUUUUCUGGUUAUGUUUUGCAGAGGAAAUCUCAUUCUCGUUACUAGAAGCGUGUUUAAGACGAAUUACUUGCGUUUGACAUGCUACUAAAUUCAGAUAACAAAUGCAUUCCAUUCAUAUACACUGUGUCAUGAGUCUAUCAAUAUUGUCCCCCCCCCCUGAUUGGUCCUUGAUAGACUCCUGAUUGUGUUACCUACUAUGUGAUAUGCUGUUUUGCGCUUGUAAUUUUGCCGUAGUUUUACAUGUUAACAUUUAUAGAGAAAUUAUCAUUGUUCAACAAACCAUUGGCUUGUUUAACAAAUAAGGUAAUUUAAAGUUGCAUCACGUAAAUGAUAUUCAACUCGUAUUAAGAAUAAGGUCAUCAAUGGCUUAAAUGUAAUACUCAAGAUGUAUAGCCACAUAUAUAGCCUUGAACAACUUUUCAUUCGACACAAUACUGGUUAUUUUCUGUUAGUUGUAAUUUUCAUUAUUUUAUCUUAUGUGAGCCGUUUCAUUUCUAAAAAUAAGAAAUAUUGUAAUAACAAUCUAUUUCAAUACUAUUUCAUAGGUUCGCUGUGAAAUCGAAACUCUGCUUGUAUCCAAAGCACGUAUAAUCAUUGUUCGACCCUGUAUGUUAUCAAGAGCUAAUAAUACCAGGUAUUAUUAUUACUAAUACUAGGUAUUAUUAGCUCUUGAUGUUAUCUAAGGUGUUUUUGUAUGUGUACCGAAAGUGCUGAAUAUCUGAAUAUAUAUCGACAGCAAUUUUCGUAGUUACUGACUUGAAAGGUCUAAGGUUCCCAGCUGUCGAAACAUACUCCAUAUCCUUCUUUGUAUAAAUAACAUCACCAGUUUCAUAGACAUCAUGUGAGAAUAAAUCGCGCAGGCGUUUUUCAAACUAUUCUUAACCACGACAGUUUGGAUGGCUGUGAACCUAUGGUUCUUGUGUAACCACUUCCCAGAUAUGACAAGCAAGUCAAUGAGUUUCAUGUUUAAUAGCUGUGAUGCCUACUUGCAUUGCUAGUAAAACUUGCAAUAAUAAAUCGAAUUAUUAUGCUUUCGGAUUUGGAAAUUUCAUGGUAUAUUUUAUGAAUGAUUAUUUGUAAUAAACACCAUUUAUCUUG
Priapulus caudatus is the source of this 6833-nucleotide messenger RNA. RefSeq lists its product as uncharacterized. NCBI's taxonomy places the organism in Eukaryota, Metazoa, Priapulida, Priapulimorpha, Priapulimorphida, Priapulidae. The record is from RefSeq and is a predicted model, not a curated record.